Trypanosoma cruzi is the source of this 464-nucleotide messenger RNA. RefSeq lists its product as uncharacterized. The record is from RefSeq and is a predicted model, not a curated record. The transcript has a single exon. Gene Ontology annotation, biological process: peroxisome organization. The annotation marks the transcript as partial. Gene Ontology annotation, cellular component: peroxisomal membrane. Lineage: Eukaryota; Euglenozoa; Kinetoplastea; Trypanosomatida; Trypanosomatidae.
AUGUCAAGUUUGUUUCAGUCAUACGUCUUGUGGGUUCGCGAUAAUGCGGAGAAUGCGCUGAGUGUUGAACGUUUCACGCAGCUGGUAGUCAGGAUUGUCACAGACCCGCGCAACUUCAUUACCACAGAAUUUGCGUGGACGCUGGCCAAACUUCACUCGCUUUCGAAUAGGAUGAUCAUCUCCACGGCUGGUAGGCGUGUUGGAUUCACCGAGAAAGUAGCCAUAGUCAUCAAGACGCUGGUGGAAAUUGAGUGUCUGCUGGAACUGGGACUUCGUCGCUUCUUUGGCCAUGAGGCGGCAUGGACUGUCUUGUUGGCGCUUCAGUCCAUCAAGUGCGUUCUUAACAUGCUUGUGCAUCAGCAGCUGUUCCUUGUGCCGUGGAUAUGGGCUGCCGUGCGCCAGCGGCUGCAGCUGAUGCUGCAACAAUUCAUGAGGCUUCCAGAUUACGGCCGACGGAUAUCCUC